AUGAUAGAUUCGAAAAGCCAAGAGAUCCGACCCGUCGAUGACCAGGUAUAUUCCAACAUGGAGGAUGUAGCGGACGAGCUGCCGGACUCUUCGCCGCGGUUUAUCCUGCUCAGUUACCCCCUCACAUUGCCAUCCGGACGUCUCUCUGUUCCCUACGUGCUCAUCUAUUACCUGCCCGAAAACUGCAACCCUGCUUCGCGCAUGAGCUACGCCGGAGCAGUGGAACUAAUGAGGAAUACGGCAGAGGUUAAUAAGGUUAUCGAAGUCGAAGGGGAGUCUGAAGUGGCAGACAUUAAGGAGAAACUUCUCGGAGAAGCAUAG
Messenger RNA from Coccidioides immitis RS, 321 nucleotides. RefSeq names its product GMF family protein. Bases 1 to 321 code for a protein of 106 amino acids. Gene Ontology annotation, cellular component: actin cortical patch. Gene Ontology annotation, biological process: negative regulation of Arp2/3 complex-mediated actin nucleation; actin filament debranching. NCBI's taxonomy places the organism in Eukaryota, Fungi, Ascomycota, Eurotiomycetes, Onygenales, Onygenaceae. The record is from RefSeq and is a predicted model, not a curated record. Gene Ontology annotation, molecular function: Arp2/3 complex binding; actin binding. The transcript has 2 exons.